Molecule: messenger RNA, 1925 nt
Organism: Onthophagus taurus
Lineage: Eukaryota; Metazoa; Arthropoda; Insecta; Coleoptera; Scarabaeidae
Product: interleukin-1 receptor accessory protein-like 1
Biological process (GO): signal transduction
Source: RefSeq, a predicted model, not a curated record
AAGUGGGGAACCAUAAGCGACAUUUGAAUCAUUCCCUCGUUGGCGCUCGUUUGGUGUGGUCGACUUGUCUCAAAGAGUUUUAACACGUUUCGUCGCGUUUACUUAAUCUUAAUAAAUUGAGAGAAAAAAGGUGUGAUUAUUUGAAAGUGUGAUUUUUACUAAUUCGGACUAGAAUUGGAAUUAAUUAUCAAAAAGAUGUUUCUUAAUACUUAAUUUUAAUUUAGUUUAAAAUAUUUUUUAACGCGGUGACAGACCACUAAACAAAAUGUUGUUAAAAAUAUUAAUUUUGAGUAUUGUGUUGUGUUUAGUAUUCGCCGAAGAUUAUUGUACUUCACAUUUAUUUAAAACACACAGUGAUUUAAUGCAAUUUACAAAAGAAGCUCCAAAUUUACAAUAUGCUAUUUCCGGAAAAUUUAAAGCUCUUCAUUGUUGUGCUUUUGGAUAUAGAAGUAUUGAAUGGUUGAAAGAUGGCGUGCCUCACCCUUGGCCAGGAAAUUUAUCUACCUUCAUCAUUUAUCCUAAUAGCGCUAAUCAAACGAUCUACACGCACAAUGUUAACGGGGGUGAUAAGGGAAAUUACACUUGCGUUCUAAAGAACGAUACGGAUAUUAUUAUACAUCCGAUUCAAUUAGAAGUAUUUGAACCAGGAUUUACACCAGAUGAUCCAAAAAUAACAUACGUUUCAAAAGAUGUAACCGCACGGAUUGGAAAUUACGUUAGAUUGUUCUGCGAAGCUUUCGUAGAUAAAGUGAAUCUACCAGAUGCUGAAAGUCAAGUAGUUUGGCUCAAAAAUGGAUCAAUACCCAGUGGAAAUAAUAUUAGGAUAGAUGCAGUGAGCAGAGAUAAUUUUACAAUUGGUUCCUAUUUAAUAAUAGAUUCAAUCAAUGAAGAAGAUUUCGAUACUUAUACGUGCCGAAUUACCACGCCAGGAAAAGUAGAAACAAUCGCAGUGACCAUAAGCAAAUAUACACCAUAUUAUUUAAAUCCAAACCCCGUACCUCUAAAAAACAUCUUAUUAUUAACAAUAAUCGCAUCUCUAAUCAUUCUAACCUUCUUAAUCUUGUAUAAAAGUUUUGGUUUAGCAGCGAGAGUUUACAUAAAAGAUCAUUCAAUACUUGAAGAUUAUGUUCCAUACAUCACCGACGUUUUAAUAGUUUAUUCAUCAGAUGAUGAUGAAACCUUCGUUUUUAUGUUGAUGAACGUGUUAACAACUAAUUUCCAUUACAAUUGUAAAAUGAUUAAGUUGCCAAAUUACAUUGAAAAUAAAUGUGCUUCGAUUGAAGAAGAUAUCACGAAUAGUUACGCCGUCAUUACGGUGUUAUCGCCAACUACUAUGCAAGAAAAUUGGACGGCGAAAAGUCUUUAUGCUGCGUUAAAAAAUAUAGAACAUUUAGGAAGAAAACAUACUUGCAUCGUUUUGAAAGAAUUGCCAAAAUGUGAAAUGGUGAAAAAUUCCAUUGGGGAAACUUUGGAAACUUUAGUUAAUAAAAUGAAUGUAAUCCAGUGGAGAAGAAGGCAAGAAGAGAGCAAGUUUUGGUUAAAUCUUAGACUUAAAUUGCCGCCUAUUCGAAGAAGUUAUUGCAACAACCCGUCAUAAAGAGUUAAGACUGAUGAUAAAAAAUAAAGUUGCCAGUCAACUGAUCUGCUCUCAAUGUAGUGUAAAUAUUUAUUCUAUUCUUGGAUAACUGUAAAAGUUUUAAUGAAAUAAAAAAGAUAGGAGUAUAAAAUAAAUAAACAAAACUAUCUGUGAGAAAUAGCUUCGUCUCGAACUUUCCUGUUUUUAUUUAAUAUAAUUGUAUUUUUUUUUGAUAUACAAUAUAAGUAUAUGUUAUGUUAUUUGUAGGUUAUAUUCAAUAAUCACUAAAUACUGUACAUUUAUCAAAAGUACGUAAUAAAAUUCUUGUAAUAAAUCUAAUUAAAAUUUG